Messenger RNA from Nicotiana tabacum (common tobacco), 996 nucleotides. NCBI's taxonomy places the organism in Eukaryota, Viridiplantae, Streptophyta, Magnoliopsida, Solanales, Solanaceae. The record is from RefSeq and is a predicted model, not a curated record.
AUGGAUAGAGCUAUUAACUGCACUUCUCUCACCUUGAUCCCUAAAUAUGAUCAUCCUGUUAUAGUGAAAGAGUCUAGACCAAUUGCUUGUUGUAUUGUUCUGUACAAAAUCAUUUCUAAAGUCCUUGCCUCAAGACUCCAGAAAGUUAUUGCAUCAAUAGUAUGUGAAGCACGGGCUGGAUUUAUUCCAGGCAGGAAGAUAUCAGAUAACAUCUUUCUUGCUCAAGAACUGGUCCUAGAUGAGCUUGUAUUUCCUAGACAAUUCACCAUGUGGACCUUAGAAUGUGUGAAGACAGUUAACUAUUCUAUAUUGGUUAAUGGAGAACCCACAACUCCAUUUGAUGCAGCUAAAUGGCUAAGACAGGGAGACCUAAUUUCACCAUUUCUCUUUGCCUUAGCCAUGGAAUACUUAAGUAUAAAGCUCAAUGAGUUGAAAGGAAAUAAAGUGUUCAAGUAUCACCCAAAGUGCUCUAAACUAGCAGUGACUCAUAUAUCAUUUGCAGAUGAUCUACUGUUAUUCUCUAGAGGAGAUGUUGAGUCUGACUUCAAGCUAACAAAGAGAAGAGCUCCAUUUAUUUUGGAGGAGUCACUCAGAUCAUUCAAGAUCAAAUCCUACAACUGGAGAUCUCAGUUAAUCCAAACAGUCCUCUUUGGUAUUCAAGCAUAUUGGUCUCAACUGUUUGCUAUUCCUUCAAAAGUACCAAAUACAAUUGAGGCCUAUUGUCGAAGCUACUUAUGGUCUGGCACAAACACAAUCACAAGGAAAGCUUUAAUUGAUUGGGAUAAGGUUUGCACUCCAAAGUCAAUGGGUGGCCCAGGCUUGCUAAAUAUAAGACUAUGGAAUAAAGCUGCAAUAGCUAAGGCAAGUUGGGAUAUUGAGCAUAAGAUAGAUAGAUUUGUGGAUCUGGUGGUUAUAUGCCUACUACAUCAAGAACCAGCAAUUCAGUCAAAUGCCUAUCCCUCAACAUGUAGGAUGGAUGGUGAGAAAAAUAUUUGA